Messenger RNA from Hipposideros armiger (great roundleaf bat), 9047 nucleotides. RefSeq names its product transmembrane protein 121B (gene TMEM121B). The coding region runs from base 4472 to 6229 and encodes 585 amino acids. Lineage: Eukaryota; Metazoa; Chordata; Mammalia; Chiroptera; Hipposideridae. The transcript has a single exon. The record is from RefSeq and is a predicted model, not a curated record.
GUGGCUAUGUAACACCAUAUUACAUAGUGUUCCUUACUGAGACAGUCUACAUAUCUGAAAGCACUCACAGCAUUAUUGACCUCAUUUACCAUUCUGGUUUUAGUUUCCUCUUCAUUUAUGGCCCCAAGAAUUUAUCUUACUCUUUUAACUGUUCACUUAAAAGGAUGUUAAAUUUUAUCUAGUGUUUUUUGUAAGCUGGGAGGUUUUAUAUUAUAUAGCUCAUGGUAUUGACAAAAGUAGAAUAUAGGCUCUCCUUCCAUUUAUUUCUCCCCUCCAAUCCAUCAUCUUUAUUGCAAAGCAAUUUAUCUAAAAUGAAAAUCUGUUCAUGUUACAUUUAUGUUUUCAAGACCCCUCUUCUCUCAGAAUGCAGCCCAAGCUCAGCUCUGUAUGGACGCACUCAGUAGCCUAGCCCCUGCCUGUUUCCUCAUCCUUAUCUUUCAUUGCAUCUUCUCCUUGAACUUCAUGUUCAAGCAGUGUCAAAUAUUUGGUCAUAACCUUCAUAAUCCCUCAUUGUUUACAUAUUUGUCUCCCUCCUGGUCUGAAUUCCUAGGAAAGGACUUGGUUUUUUUCUUUUAGUCUCUGGAAUCUCAAUCCCUAGCCCAGGGACUGACCCAGAGAAGCACUGAUGCUGGGACUUCUGCUGUAUCCAGGAGGGUGGUGGCAUCAUCAUGAACAUCUGUGGAGCAGCUCAGGGCACAGCCUGGCCCCAGGUAUUAGAGGAGUUCUGAAUUGGGACAGAUGUCGUGUCUGUCUUCAGAGAGCUCUCAAAGAAAGUAGUUUUGAGGCUUCAAGUUCCUAAUGAGCCAAAGCAUCGCAGACUCAUGCUGCUUCAGGCACAGUUCCCUGCCAACUUCCCUUAUCAUUUUCUGAGAGUCUGUGGUGACUGUGCGAUUGAACACCAGAUGACCCUGCGUGUGUCUUUUUACAGGUUGUACCUGUGAUGCUUCACACAGCCCCUGACAGUUCCCUUUGGACUGUUCUUUAUUCUUGCUGUGAAGGUGAAAGAGGGCAGUGAUACCCACGAGAGUGGAUGAGUGAAGAAUGGGGCCUUGGUUCAGUACUAGGAAAGGCCAACUUUGCCUCACUGAGCUUUCCUUUGCUGCUGGGCGACUAGGGAUAUAUCUUCCUUCCUCUUAGUCCUUCUAUUGCUGUCCCAGGAAGGCUGUGAGCCAUUGGCCUUUCUGUUCCAGGGGGGCCAAAAAUAUUAAGUCUCCAAAUGAGCUGUACGCAGUGCCCAGCACUUAUUAUAAUAAGUGCUUAUGGAAAUACUUUUUGGGUUGAAGGCUGUUUGGUUUAUUCCUGUUUGUUCCCUAUCUCACAGGAGGCCUGCAAGCUACUUCCAUCCUAGGCUUGUGAGGAGAGUGGUAGGCAGGUGAGAGCACUGGGCUGAGAGUCAGAAGUCUAGAUUUAACCCUACCUCUGCCCUCAACUGGCUGCAUGACUUAGAGUAAGUUGCUUUACCACUCUGUUUCUAUGUACUGUAUGUAAGAUAUUGAGCCUGGACCUGAGGUGCUUGUGAGGUGCUCAGUGACCAUGUCUUCCCUUUUCUAGAUACUUGUGGGGUGUUUGUACUCACUUUAUAUAUCAGAAAACCUUUUGUCUUCCUUCUUUUCAUUCUUGUCACAUCUUUGUUAAUCCCUUUCCAGGCUGAAGCAAAGUCUCUCUGUGUGUGUACACAGAAGAUUAGAAAAAAGCCCAGUGCAAAGAGGAAAUCCCUCUUCUACUCUGACCACCAACUUAUUCUAUUGUGUACCCUGAUUUCUCAUCCUUAUUAUCUGUGGUCUUUUUAUUCAGGGCCUCAGACAUGAAAGAAAUUGGGCUAAAUAACCUCAUACAGGAAGUUAAUCUGACUGAUUGACUACAUUUCCCAGAAAUACAAAGAAUAACAUCAAAGGGGCAUUACAAGUUAUCAGAGAGGAAAUGGUCCUCACAAGGAACCUGACAGGUCAGAGCAGGAGGGGAGUCUGUGUGAGUGGGCCAGGGAAGUGGGGCAUGGGCUGGGCAGCGGGGACAGAUUCGUCAAUGUUCUCCCAGUGCCCAGUUCUUUGCCUUCAUCUGCUGCUUCUCUUUCUUCAACUGCUUCAUUAACUUGAGUAGAAGCUUGGGCCAACUUUCAGGGUAGCUGUUGGCUGGUGGUUUCUCUGGGGGAGAGCUGGGAGACUGCCAUAAUCGCUCCCAUUAGCAGUUGGCAGCUCCCCAAGCUGCUUUCUAACCUGGACUGGCUCAGCCCUAACAUCUGCUGGACCUGCUGUGAUGCUCACACACAGUGCAGGCUGUGUAUCUGCUGUUUAGUCCCCACGUUGCCCCAUGAUGGUGGGCCUUGGCACCAGCUGGCAUAGUGGAACCUCUCACACUGUGAAGCCUGUGAAGAUUAGCUCCAAGAACCACUGCUCUUAAUGAGAGCAGCUUUACUCUCUGGCACUUACCGAAGUGCAAAGCUGUGGGGGAACAGAACUCUGAAUGUGGCCUCAGGAAGGAAUCCAGGCCAGAAAAGUCAUUAGUGGCCUGUGCUAUGAGUAAAUGAUCCCUGGGAGGUUAAGACGAGAUGAUAACAUCCUCAUAACCAGCUACCUUUAACUGAGUACAUACUCUGCUCAGAGCACGCAACCCUUUGAACUCAUGACCUCUCUUUAUACAACAGCCUAUUAGGUACAUACUGUUCCCUUUUUACAGUUGGAUAAUUGGAGGCUCACAGAGGUGAAAAAAAACCAAAACAGUCCAAGAUCACACAAGCUCAGUGGCAGAGCUGAAACCACCAACCCCAGAGCUCAAGCUCUUACCACCAUACCUGCUGUACCUUGCAUGAUGACCGGACAUGGAACUUUUCAAAGGUUGUGUGUGUGCCAAGAGCAAGUGGAAAUAAUGUAGGUUGUGACUUCUAAAUCCCACAUACCCAUGGAUUAGUUGUACAGACUGAUGUCCAAGAGACUGGAGAAAGCAGGUUUGGCUCACACUGACCCUUACUUAAGAGGCAGGUUCAGGGGCGAGGCCUGAUCCCCUCUCUCAGGCUGUGUGGUGUUGUCUAGGAAGGUGAGCCAAGCUGCAGAAGGUUUAAGGGUCAUGAAGUGAAGGCAGGGAGCCUGCAGACUGAAGCGUGGGGAAGGAAGAAAGGGUAGGCAAGCUUCUGGCCUUGCUUGCAUAUGCCUGGGAUGUUUGCAUUAUACAUGAGCCUCAUCUUUUUUAUUUAAAAAAAAAUUUUUUUUAGCCCCAGCUGCUCUAGUAAUUUUUUUUCUCCCCUAAACCCUUCAAGGCAUAAUUCUGUCUGCUGCCUUCCUGAGUCACUGGCAAAUACCCAGCCCCAGUCAUGGACUGAGUCCAUGGGCGUGAGUCAGUAUGAGCCCCAAGCUUAUAUUAGGUGCAGGGCUACUGUGCCUUGUGUCCAGCUGGGGGUGGGGGAGCCGUUGUGACAGCCACCAUCACCUGCUCUGAGCCUUUGUUUGUAUCAAGGCACUCAUACUGCUAAAUGUCCCUUUGUGUUCCUCUUUGCUAGAUACAACUCCCUAUUGUUUGCAAUUCCUGCUUUAAAAAACUCAGAAUACCAAAAGCCCCACUUGGAUGGGCCAUGUAAAUAAUUAUUUUACCUGUCCUUUCUUCCCCAGCAGUUAUAUUCAGAAAACUGCUCCAUUUUCUGGAAACUGGGACCUCCCUAUGGAUGGCUCACUGAACCCAGUGCAGGGCACAUGAAUAUGUAGAAAUGUCUGGGACUGCUGUUCCUGGUCCUUUUAAUCAGUAUGGCCCGAUUCCUCCAUUAGUUUGAAGUGCCUUAAGGAGAGGCAGGAUGGCCCAGUGAAAAUGGCAGUAGACAGUGUAGAGGCCAAAGCUGCCCCGUUACCUGCAAAAGGAGCAGAGGCCUGAACCUGUCUACUGAGCUUGGUGUUCCGUGGAAUGGUCUAUACUGAGAACAAGGCCAAGCGGUCACUAACCACUUAAGGCUCCAGGGAUUCUCCUGGUGGGACCUCGGGAAACUUUUCUAGGAAUCCUGUGCUCCCUUUAGUUUCUCCGCGCUGAUAGCCCACCCCCUUGGCCAUCAUCAUUUUGACAGCUCCCUCCUCCUCCCCUCUUAUCCCCCUGAGUAAAUGUGCCCUGGGAGGUUAAGGCUCUUGCUCCCCCUUUUCCUUCUGCUGAUCCAGCAAGCCAUGCUUUCUCCUUUUCUGAUCUCUACUCCUCUCCCCCUUGAAUCCAGUCCUGGUUUCCCCGCAGCCAGCCUCCCUUUCCUCACCGACUGGGCUAGCCCCCGCCCCGCUGCGCCCGCCGUCACCGCGGCGGGUUCAGCCCCUCGCCAACCCCGUGCUCUCUGCCACCCGGGGCUCGGCUUGCCCAGUCCCGCGGCUCCAGUCUGGAUCUCGCUGCUGCCCGACCGGGGUACGAGUGCCGCUGCUGAGGAGGAGGCGGCGGCUGGCCCGCUCCCCUCAGCCGCCUCGCCAGCCCGGAGUUGGUGGGGAGGGAACAGCUGGCAGCCCCCCGGAGGACAAUGCACCCAGCUCUCGGCCACCCCCGCUCGGUCUCGUCCUCGUCCGGCUCAUUCCCGCCACCCCCCGCCGCCGCCCGGCCGCAGCCCCUCUUCCUCCGGGGGGGAUCCCCCAGCGGCCGGCGAGGCUCGGGCGAUAGCAGCACCAGCACCAGCCGCGGGGGAAGCGGCGGCCGACGAGGCGGGGGCGGCGGCUCCCCCAGCAGCAACACCAGCGCCGAGCGGGAGGACGACGACGAGAGCAUCAGUAUCAGUAAGCCGCUGGUGCCUGCGGCUGCCGCUGGGAUCCUGGGUCCCCUGGCUCAGGGGGGCGCUCCAGACGCCGACCCUGCGCCCGCCGCCUUCUCCUCCUCGGCCGGCACCCCCUCCUCCACCUCCACGCCUACCUCCUCCUGCAGCAUGACAGCCGCGGACUUCGGCGGGGGCGCUGCGGCCGGGGGCAUCGGGGGUCCGGGGGGCCGCUCAACUGGGGGCGCGGGCGGCACGGGGACCGGUAGCAGCGCCUCCUGCUGUUCGUGCUGCUGCUGUUGCUGUGGCGGCCGCCGGGCCCGACCCGGCCGCAGGGGUCCGCGCAGCUGCUGCACUCCCUGUCCGGGAUGCCGUUGGGGCUACCAGGCGCUGUCCGUGGUGCUGUUGCUGGCGCAGGGCGGGCUGCUGGACCUGUACCUCAUCGCCGUCACCGACCUGUACUGGUGCUCAUGGAUCGCCACCGACCUGGUUGUGGUGGUGGGCUGGGCCAUCUUCUUCGCCAAGAACAGCCGAGCCCGUCCCGGCAGCGCGGCGAGUGGCGCGCACAACCACCACCAGCACCACCACCACGCUGCGCCGCCCCUGCACCUUCCCACAGCCUCCGCCGGGGCUGCGGCCGGAGCCAAGGCGCGCUGCGGCCGCGGAGGUGUCGGAGGCGCCGGGGGCGGCCCGGGGGCGGCCGCGGCCACGGGCGAGUUCGCCUUCGCCUACCUGGCCUGGCUCAUCUACUCCAUCGCCUUCACGCCUAAGGUGGUGCUCAUCUUGGGCACAUCCAUCCUGGACCUCAUUGAGCUGCGCGCGCCCUUCGGCACCACGGGCUUCCGCCUCACCAUGGCACUGUCGGUUCCUCUGCUCUACAGCUUGGUGCGGGCCAUCAGCGAGGCGGGCGCCCCGCCAGGCUCAACGGGUCCCCUGCUUCUGCAGCCCCAGCAGCACCGCGCCGCCGGCUGCUUCCUGGGCACGUGUUUGGACCUGCUUGACAGCUUCACUCUGGUGGAGCUGAUGCUGGAAGGCCGCGUGCCGCUCCCCGCACACCUGCGCUACCUGCUCAUUGCAGUCUACUUCCUCACCCUCGCCUCGCCGGUGCUUUGGCUCUACGAGCUCAACGCAGCAGCCGUGGCUUCAUCCUGGGGCCAGGCUUCCGGGCCCGGCAGCUGCAGCCGCCUUUUGCGCCUGCUGGGCGGCUGCCUGAUGGACGUGCCCUUGCUGGCGCUGCGUUGCCUCCUGGUGGUGAGCUACCAGCAGCCCCUCUCCAUCUUCAUGCUCAAGAACCUCUUCUUCCUCGGUUGCCGUGGCCUGGAGGCCCUAGAGGGCUGUUGGGACCCCGGAAGUCGGACCUCCCCUAGUCGGGCCAGAGGGAGCUACGGUGCUCCGCCCUCUGCCCCGCCUCCACCGCCACCGCCACCACCGCCACCACCUCAGGGAGGCUCCCAGCUGGGUCACUGCAUCUCGGACAACGAGGGGGGUGCUCAUGGCUAUGUCAACACCCUGGCUGUGGCCUCCCAGAAUUGAGGGAGAUAAAGAAGGGGGCUUGCUUGCUUUUCGGUUGCGAGACCCCAGCUCCCUUGUCCUCUGACCUCUCACCCAGAUUUGAUCAGGCUCUCUUUGGAAGAGGUAACUAUUAAUAGGGCUAAGGGCUAGUGUGUCCUUCUGUACCCCUUGAGUCAAGAUUGCUCGGAGGUAGACCAGCAGCUAAUGGUGAGGGAGGAAGGUCCACAUUCUCUAUUCUCACUUCUCCAUGCCUGACCCUAAUCCUAGCCUCCAAGGGGCUGGAUACCUCUGCUUCUUGCUUUUCCCACCUCCACCCUAAUUCCUAUCCAUUGUGUAUGUGUGGGGGGAUAGAAAAGAGGGGGUGCCCAGGCAGGGGGUGCUGGGCUUUAGGCCUUCCCCCUUGCUUGGAAGUGCCAGUUUGUUUUAGGCUGUGGUUAGUGACCAUUGUCCCAUGCCUUGAAAUUAACCCAGAAUCUACUGUCCCCUGAUGUGUCUAUUGGGUUUCUUCCAGAUGGUAAAUGCAAAGUCUGUGUCUCUGUGUAUGUGUAGUGUUGUUUCCUUGGGUCCACCUUGUGGCCCCUUGCAACCAGUAGGAGAUCUGGGGAGGCCCUGCCCUCCCCACCAUAUAAACCACCAUCUUCCUUAUUUCUACGUGAAUUCGUGGCCAUGAAUUCCCAGAAAGAGCUGGGCUCCUGGGAGCUGCCCACUUGUUCUCCUUCAAGGGAGAAGCUCACCCAGGAUCUUCCUCAAUCUUGCUCCUCUCUCCUCAGCUUGGCGGGAGGAAAGGGUUCAUACUCUAAGGACCAAACUGCACCCUUUCUUGGGUGAGUGAGCAUUUCUACCUCUGUGCUUUCGACUUUUGUUGCAUCACGCACUGAUGCUGCUUGCAAAAAAUAAAGACAAAAUAUUCGGAAGUUGCAUUUAACAUGGCUACUGGAUCCAGCUGGGAUUUGGUGCCAGUGUUAUUACAGGGUCUGUGGAGUAUCGGCCAUUGGCUUGCCCUCCUCUCUCUGCACCCAGAACUCUUAUCCUUGUGCACUGGGUUAGAUCUAGGCUCAGAACAACAGCUCUGGUGGGGUUCCUGGAAGAUGUGAAGCUGAGUCUCACAUGGGCCCAAAGGAUUAGGAAAUCCAAUUCUGUGCCCCCCCUUUCCACCCUCCCUCUAGGAAGUUUGGUGUAGACCAGGAACAGUGGUGGUGACCUUUGUCCUCUGCUCUGGUUAAGAGAAUCACCAGGGAAAGUGCAGGCUUCUUGAAACAGGGUGGGCAAACCCUACCCUGUCCAGCUUUCCUCUCUGGUGUUCCUCUUGUUGAGGCUGAUGACAUGGGACAUCCAGGCAUUGCUCACCAAUCUUGGACAUCACUCUUGGAAUCCUUGAGGCAGAAUAAGUAUUUUUAGGGGAGGUAAGAGUACAGGAGGACAGUUUGAAGCAAGGCCAGGAAAUACUCUCCCCCACCCUGUAAUAGGAUGGGGUAGGGUGAAAUUGUAAGAAUUUUUGUUUCCCCUUCUUCCUUCUUAUGCUUGGGAACUUUUGUGUGGUGUAAUAAGUCCUGGACAUGUAAUAAACUCAGAAGUCAUGGAAUAUAGUUUUGACUUUGUCACUCAUUAGCUGUGAGUGACACAUCACUUUUGCUUUCUGGGCCUCAGUUUUUUGCUUGGGGCCUUUCUCUCCCAAUUUCUUGGGGGCUUGCUGACAGAAGAUGUCCAUGUAGACAGAGACACAAGAUGGGCUGAUGGCUUGACCACAGUUCUCCUGAGCUUCCCCCUACUCUCACAGUGGGGAAACAAUGGAGGAAAAAUGUUUACACUCAGUGCACUAUCUGUGCUUCCAGUCCCUCAUCUUACUGGGUCCAAUAUAAGCUGGUUGUUUGCAGCUAAUUGUUUUUUUCUGCCUUCUUUCCUUCCUCUACUAACUCCUCUUGUUUCCCUUUGAAUUCCAUUUGCUCCGAGUUCUGGGCCCAGAUCCUGGGUAGGCCCCAAUAGCUGCUUCCUCUAUUUCCACAUCCUCUCUCCAGCUUUGCUGUUUCUCUGCUACCUAAUCUCAGUGACUAUGAAAGGACUUUGUGUCUGAGCCAUGGCCAGCUCCUGGCUGGCCCCCUGCCCUACCCCCUUUCUACUGAUUGGAUGGUGGUCUCCCUGCUGAGUGACUGACUGUAAAACUCUGAGUGCUAUUGGAUUUUCUGGUGGGAGGCUGUGAUAGGUUCCCAUGAGCUGCCACUUUCCUAAGUACGUUGAUAGACUGAUGGCAACCAGGCCAAUUCUGGUAGAGGCCAGGCCUUUGCAGGCCCUGUCCCCACUGCCACCCCUCCUGCCUGACAUCCUCUUCCAAACAUUUGGUGCAAGCACCUUGUGCUCAGGGGGUCAGUCCCUUCCUGCCUUCUGGUGUUUUUCAUUAUCCCUUUUACUUAUUUCCGUUGCCCCAUUCGCAAGAAGAAAUGACUUCUAAAGCUUCAUUUUUCUUGCUUCCUAGGGGCAUCUAUAGGGGGUCAAACUGGAGACAUUCCCCAUGGGCCUGAUAGACAGGAGUACACUGUCUUCUGAGGCUGAUGCCAGCAGCACAGUUCACAGACCAGAACCCGGGUUCAGAAUCCAGACUACCUGCCUCUAACAUUUGAGCCAGUCAGAGUGUCCUCGCUCAGGGGUUGGACCACACCCAUGCUAAAGGGCGUUCUGAUAGAACCUGUCCUGGCUCUGAUGCCACCUGUUUUGGGGGAAGAGCUAGAUGGCAGUUAGAGCCUGGAAGAAGGGAAGUGGCACAUCACUAGCAUUUAUCAUGUUUUUAAAUCCCCAUUCUCUUUUUAAAAAUAAAACCAGCUUGUUCUGAAAAUAAAAAACUUGA